AUGAAGAUCAUAGGCAGUGCAGCCAAUCUUGCUAACCUCCUGCCUACCGGUACGGUCCUCGCAUUCGAGGCCCUUAUUCCUAGUUUCUCCAACAACGGUGAAUGCCAUCCGGCCAAUAAGGUUCUUUCGAUAUCCAUGAUUAUAAUCUGCGUCCUCAUCUGCUUGAUCUCCUCCUUUACUGAUAGUUUCAUAUAUAAUGGGAAGUUCUAUUAUGGCAUUAUCACUCGCGCAGGCAUGCACAUCUUAAAUCCUAGAGAAAACGUGAUAGCACCCUCAACGCAAGAUUAUAGGAUAAAGCCUAUAGACUUUUUUCACGCUUUUGUGUCACUAACUCUGUUCAUGAUUCUUGCUCUUACCAACCUCAACGUGGAAAACUGUUUCUUCCCCGACGCAUCAGAAGAUCUCAAUCAAAUCAUUAUCAAUUUACCUCUAGGAGCUGGGGUACUCGCAUCCUUUUUAUUCACGAUUUUCCCAACUACUCGAAGAGGGAUAGGAUAUAGUUGGGAACCAGAACUCAAACGCCACGGCACUUCGGAGACGGGCGUCCUGGCCGUAGGAGCUGAGGCGGAGGCCAAGGCCUCCACACAACAACUAUUUCAUAAUGCAUUCUGCUAUUAG
This is a messenger RNA of Argentina anserina (silverweed cinquefoil), 618 nucleotides long. RefSeq names its product protein DMP10-like. The transcript has a single exon. Lineage: Eukaryota; Viridiplantae; Streptophyta; Magnoliopsida; Rosales; Rosaceae. Gene Ontology annotation, biological process: endomembrane system organization. The record is from RefSeq and is a predicted model, not a curated record. The coding region runs from base 1 to 618 and encodes 205 amino acids.